AUGUUCCGUCUCUUCAUCUCCCUCGCCCUCUUCUCCACUGUCUCUGCAGUUACCUUGGCCAUCUGUCAGAACUACUGUUCCUCUGUCAACGGUGCAGCAUCUUAUGACAACUGCUCUCCAUGGAUCAGUUUCGCCACUCAAACCAACCAGACCUGCUACAAUCUCUGUGUCCAUAACUGUGCUGCUGUCUAUGAUGGAGCCUGUAUGACUGGAAAUGGAUACCGUUGCUGUCUUAAAACCAGUCCAGCAAAGACCCAAGAAUUCAAGGUCAGUGGAUGCAACAAGCUCUACAAUAACCUUGUCUAA
Messenger RNA from Caenorhabditis remanei, 306 nucleotides. RefSeq lists its product as uncharacterized. NCBI's taxonomy places the organism in Eukaryota, Metazoa, Nematoda, Chromadorea, Rhabditida, Rhabditidae. The record is from RefSeq and is a predicted model, not a curated record. The transcript has a single exon. The coding region runs from base 1 to 306 and encodes 101 amino acids.